AUGUCUCGCCACACCUCUGAAUUUAUGGUUUGGCAUUCUGAAAAGAGACCACGAGAUGGGGUUCUACGUCAUCCAGCCGAUUCUCUUGCUUGGGAAGAAUUAGACAAAAUUGACAAUAAUUUUGGCUCUGAUGGUCGAAAUGUUCGUUUGGGUCUAGCCAGUGACGGAUUCAAUCCUUUCGGUAUGAUGAGCUUGUCCCACAGUACUUGGCCUGUUAUCGUUACUGUUUACAAUCUCCCUCCUUGGUUAUGCAUGAAAAAGUCAUACAUGAUGUUAUCGUUGCUCAUUCCAGGCCCUAAAAGUCCAGGGAAUGACAUAGAUGUGUACCUGCAACCUUUGAUAGAUGAAUUGAAAAUUCUAUGGAUAGAAGGGGUUCCUACGUAUGAUGCGUUCAAAAAAGAGGUUUUUCAGAUGAGAGCUGCAUUAUUGUGGACUAUAAAUGACUUCCCAGCAUAUGCCAUGUUGUCUGGAUAUAGCACAAAAGGAUCUAAAGCUUGCCCAACUUGUGGUGAAGAGACUGAUUCUUUUAGGUUGCAUCACGGUAAGAAAGAAAUCUACAUGGGACAUCGAAAGUGGCUGCCAGAUAACCAUAUUUUUCGCACAUGGUAUAAUAACUUCAAUGGAUCAACUGAGCAUCGUAAACCCCCUAAACCAAUGACAGGUUUAGAUUGUUUGAGGGCGUUAAGUGCAUUGGAGUUCCAGUUUGGAAAGGGAAAGGAAACAAGCUCUAGUCGUAAAAGGAAACGAGUUCAAAAUAAUGAUAACACAAAAUACACAGGACCGUGGAGGAAGCAAAGUAUUUUUUUUCAACUACCUUAUUGGAAGGACUUAUUAUUGCGUCACAAUAUCGAUGUCAUGCAUGUUGAGAAGAAUGUUACAGAGAGUGUCAUUGGGACUUUGCUUGGAAUUGAUGGAAAAAAUAAAGAUAGCUUAAAGGCACGCCUUGACAUGGUCUUAAUGGGUGUUAAGCAUUCGCUCCAUCCUGAGGCACGUGGUGACCGAACAUGGCUACCCCCGGCGAAAUACACUUUAUCCAAAGACGAGAAGACACUAAUGUGCAAAAUACUUGAGUCGGUUAGGGUGUCUGAUGGAUUUUCAUCAAACAUUCGUAGAUGUGUACGAGUUGAUGAAAGAAAAUUGGUUGGUCUUAAAAGUCAUGAUUGUCACAUAAUUAUGCAGUAUCUACUUCCAGUGGCCAUCCGUCGUUCACUAAAACCAGACAUAACCAAGGUAUUAUUGGAACUCAGUGCUUUUUUCAAACAAUUAUGUACCAAAGUUGGCACCGUAGACCAUUUUCGUGCUUUGUCAAAUCGGAUUGCUGAAACACUUUGCAAAUUAGAGAUGAUAAUGCCACCAUCUUUUUUUGACGUCAUGGUACACCUUCUAAUACACUUAGCAGACGAGGCAGCAAUUGCAGGACCUGUGCAAUUUCGAUGGAUGUACCCAAUCGAAAGAUACUUAUAUGACUUAAAAAAGUAUGUACGCAAUAGGAGUCGGCCUGAGGCAAGCAUCGCAGAGGGUUAUAUAAUUGAAGAAUGCCUAUCAUUUUGCACAAUGUAUCUGUCAGAUGGAGUUGAGUCAAAAAGAACAAGAAUUGGUCGUAAUGCUGAUGACCCUGGGAUUGUUCCUCGUGAAGGAUUACCAUUAUUUGUCGGGAUGGGACGAUCUAUAGAACCAGGACACGAGUUUACACUAACUGACCUUGAGUGGGAACGCGCACAUACACAUGUGUUGAUAAAUUGCCCAGAGAUUAAGCAACAUCUAGACAACCAUGUGGCAAACACACAGCGGACUAAGAAUAGACGCACAACUUUGAUGGAGGCUGAAAGACAAGCAAAUAAUACAUUUUCGAUAUAUUUUCAGGAAUUGAUUGAGAGAAGAGUACAACGAAAAGAAUUUGUCGACCCAGACAUUCGAGCCUUGGCUAUAGGACCAGAUAAAAAGGCAAGGCGAUUCAACAAGUACAUCAUGAAUGGGUUUCGCUUUUUUGUUAAAUCUAUUGAUGCUCAAUCAAAUACUCAAAACUGCGGUGUGUUUGUUAAAGCUGGGGUGAGUAGCUAUGCUACUGCGGGAGAUCGUAGACCAAGAGAUGGUGUAAAAGACUACUAUGGUGUACUAACAGACAUCAUUGAGCUAGAUUAUCACCAUGGUCGGAAAGUCUUAUUAUUCGAUUGUGAUUGGGCAGAUAAUAGAGUUCGCAAUAGAGCCGUCAAAAUGGAUGAGUAUGGCUUCAUUUUGGUAAAUUUUGAUCAUCUACUUCCUAAACCGGACACUCUCAUUCUUGCAUCACAAUCAGUGCAAUUUUUCUAUGUUCAAGACCCAACUGAACCGAAUUGGCACACAGUGAUCCGAACCCGACCCAGAGAUUUAUUUGAUAUGGGCACAGACAUAGAACCGGAGCCUUAUGAUGCCCAAAAUUUGAUUGUAGGGAUUAACGAUGACGGAAUAGCAAGAACAGACAUGGACGGUGUUCUAGUGAAUGAUGUCAUAGAAUGA
This is a messenger RNA of Rosa chinensis, 2496 nucleotides long. RefSeq lists its product as uncharacterized. The transcript has 4 exons. Bases 1 to 2496 code for a protein of 831 amino acids. Lineage: Eukaryota; Viridiplantae; Streptophyta; Magnoliopsida; Rosales; Rosaceae. The record is from RefSeq and is a predicted model, not a curated record.